Molecule: messenger RNA, 4732 nt
Organism: Cylicocyclus nassatus
Lineage: Eukaryota; Metazoa; Nematoda; Chromadorea; Rhabditida; Strongylidae
Source: the annotation of a GenBank genome assembly
GUCCUGGUUCUUCACUAUUAGUCAAUCUAGUGAUUUGACCAAUAGCGAAGGAGUGAACCGCAUGAACCGAUUGAACCGGAUUUGUGCAAGUACGCCAUCUGCAUAGGAAUAGACGCCAAUGCAGCUUUCAGUUGCUCUGCUCUUCUUCGAUGCAUCAAUCUUUUGCUGCAAAGUUCCUGGUCUUCAUGUGCUGACUAAACCCCCUCAUUUAACCUCGGUACUACAGAUGCUUUCGCUGUGGAGGGUUGCUUCUGAUCUAUGGGCAUAAAUGUUCUGAUUAUCUCGCCAUAUUAUGUAUAUCCCGGUUGACCGUGAAACUAAGUUCCGUUUGCCUGUUCCCAAUGAGGAUGGCGACUUGCGUGAGCAUCGUAUCGUCAAAUGCAUCGCUUCGAAUAGGGAGAAGAUGUUUAUGGCCAUAGUGACUUCGGAUUGUAUCUAUAUAUGGCUCGCUUAUCCUCAACUCCUUUUGUGUACGCUGCGAAUAUCAGCCGGCGACGUAAUCGAAAGGGGGACAUUGAACAAAGCCUACUGGAAUUAUGAUUCCUCACAUAUAGUGAUAACGACCUCGCGUAACAAUCUCCUAAUAUACAAGGUGAUUGUCUCAAGUGAAAACUGCUACAACCUCAUCGACCCCCCUGAUGCACAUUUUCGGCGAAGCUCGCAAGAGCUGUUUCUUCGAGGACCUCGUCCUUCUUUAACUUUAUCUCCCUCAAUUGUUAUCAAUUUGGCUUCAUCUGCUACUUGUUGUGUUCCACUCCGCGAAGAGUUGUUUGUUUGUUUACGGAAUGGAUUCAUUCAUCACAUAUCCUGGGACGGCCAAGUAAGCGCAGAAUACUCCAUCAGACUUCCAGCCGUCCCUUUCGCACACGACCAGCUGCAAUCGAAACCUGACUUUGUCACCGACCAGAAUGCUCACGUGGUAGAUGCAGUCUAUGCACCGCUCGUGGGUGGAUACUGCAUAGUUUUGUCAGAUGGUCGCGCUGCAUUACUCACAUCAUCCGACUCACGAUUUCAUCCGAAUAGUGUUCUCGGUGUUUGGGCGCUAAAUAUGAAAGAUGCAACAUGCACUGAUGUGAAUCACAAAUUCCGACUACUGACGUUUGGCUGCGCGAACGGAGACGUAGCUGCAUAUCAUCUGGAUGAUGCUGAUGGGUCACUUAUUCAAACAUUUCGAGUUGCCCUCAAGGUGCAGAAUGGCCCAGAUGUUGCCAAUCGGGUAGGCAGCGUAUCUGGAAUAAAAGUGCUGAGUAAUGGAGGUGCAUUCGUUGCCGUAUGGUCUUCAAAAGUAAUGCAGAGUAAUGGAUCUGAUACGGCAGCUCAUUUACCUCCAACAUUAGCUGUAUUCACGCCAUUCGGUACUCAGACGUGGUGUUCUCUAGAAUCUGUCGCUGAUAGCGAUGGUGCUCCCUCGAUUUCAUACACAUCGGUUGACUGGGGACCUGAAGGGUAUCAUUUAUGGUUGGGACGGAGCGACGGAUUAGCCAUUUUACCUAUGGCUAGAUCGGCUGCGUUAUGCAACCCUAUCAUGGAUCAUGCAAGUUACGUCGUAUUAAUGUGUAGCUCGAGAAUCCUCAUCAGUUCGAAUCGUGAGCGUGAAAACAACGCCAGCGCUCCACAUGCUGUCUGGUCUACUCACAAUCCACCACACGAGUAUGUCGCCUCAAACUGGCCUAUACGAUACGCUGCUGUCGAUCAGGACUGUGCCAAAACUCUUGUAGUGGCAGGGCUCCGUGGUUUAGCACAUUGUACGCUGCCGGCAGGCAGGUGGAAGAUCUUUGGCAACGAAAGUCAUGAAGCUUCGCUAAUGGUGACCGGUGGAGUGCUCGUGUGGAAGGGAACUGUUGGUACUGCUUGCUACGAUAUAGAUCUGUCUCGAGAACAGUUGCGAUUUUAUCCUCUGAACAAAAAGCUCGACAAUCGCUAUGCUUCCGUACAUAAUUUGGAAUGUCGUGUGAUCAUGAUGUCGUUCAGGAGCGAUGCUUUGGUAACAUUUGACAUUGACGGAAGGAUAAUUAUGCACCAUAUGUCGAAAAAGGCUUCUAGUGGAGAGGAUUACAUCAGAGUUUCAGUCGAAAGGAUUGCUGAGAUACGCGUUGGCGAUUUAGUGACACAUCCCGCAUGUCUGGUGUCAAUACACCUGACGCAGCUGAGUCUAGAUUCAUCAGCAUUAUGUUUUUUCCCUGGAGUUGAUACGGUUCUUAUCAACGUAUCCGGUCGGUUACUAACGCUGAAUCCUAGUAAAUCUACGAAAGACGAUUCCGAAGAGCAGUUCCAGCUGAGUCAACCGAUUAUGGUAGCGUCUUUUGUCGAACAGAUUUGGCAUUAUCGAGCAGUUACUGAUGAAGAACCUAAAGGACUUCCUCAUCUAAUCAAUGCCUUAUGGAUCAACUGCGGAUCGCGUGGCAUGAGGGUUUGGUUGCCGCUAGUGUCUGCACGACGUAAUAUGACUACACAGGACACAUCUUUCAUCUCCAAGAGAAUAAUGCUGCCUUUUGAGUUGGAUAUCUGUCCAUUAGUCAUCUGUUCCAACGAUUGCCUUGCAAUUGGAGUUGAAAGCUUACCAAUGUCCUUUCACAAUGGUGCUAAGCGUACGACAGUGCUGUAUAGUUUACAUCGAAACAGUGAAGUGUUCGCCCAUCACAUUCUGCGACAGCUACUUAAGAGGAAUCUAGGCGUAUUUGCGUUGGAAGUAGCUGCUGCUUGUCGUGAUCUGCCACACUUUGCGCACUCUCUCGAGUUGCUUCUUCAUGGAGUAUUAGAAGAAGAAGCCACGAGUAGUGAACCAAUACCUGAUCCCCUGCUACCCAGAUGCGUUGCAUUCAUCCAAGAAUUUCCGGAGUUUCUGCGCACUGUUGCUCAUUGUGCUCGAAAAACUGAAUUGGCAUUGUGGUCUUCACUGUUCUCAGUCACUGGUUCACCGAAUGAUUUGUUCGAGGUUUGCAUCCGCGAUGGUCAGUUGCAUACAGCUGCUAGCUAUUUGAUUGUUUUGCAAAGUAUCGAAAGUGCGCAGACAAGUCAAGAGCAAGCGUUGCGGCUUCUGCGAGAGGCGCUAUCUGCUGGUGAGUGGAGCAUUGCAAAGGAUAUGGUACGUUUUACGCGAGCCAUAGGAUCGGAAGACAUGGAUAGCCCUGCAAGAACCCCACCUCCUUCUAAAACGUCAUCUCGUCGACAUGCAGCCUCAAUCAACAGCGUAGCGGAAGCGGAUGAUCUCGUCUUUGCACGAUUCCAAGCGGCUGGAAGAGUUUCGAAAGUUCGGCACUCACAUGCAGACUCCCGCGAUGCCACUAGAAAGGAUUCAUCUGGAAGCACUGGAAAACGAACUGCAGCACGGGCUGUUUCUAAUGAUAUGGCGCCUCCGUCUCCAACUCAAAUUAAUCCAAUAGCUGAGAAGAUGAAUACUAUCCUUGAUGGGCAUGCUGUUCAUUUAUUAGAUGAGUACUGCAUUAGGGAUCUUGGUUUCUUUGUGACUGCUUUGGAACUCGAUGUUUCCCGUGUUCUGUCUGCAGCCAAGCGAAAGCCGGUGCAGGAUUUUUCCCUCGCCCUUACCCGCCUACAUUCUCAGUUUUCCUGGCCCUAUCCUGUAGCAAGCAAGAAAGUUGUGGAUCAGUUAGAGAAAAAGCUUGGAAGUAUGCGCUGUAGCCAAAGUGCGCUUUCGUUGAACGGAACGCAGCCGAAUGAUGUCACAAAAUCAUCACGACAGAUCAUUCCGAUGAGUACAAGCAGUUCCAAGGAGAAAACUACAGGUGCAAUGAGUUGUAGUUCUCAGUCUGACGUAAUGAUUGAGGAUGCACAGCUCAUGCCUGUUCGCGAGAAUGGGAAUCAUGAACUACCGUGCUCCACACUAGGUUCGCCUUCCAGUAGUAUGACGCAUUUUCUUGACACACCUGAUGGCAAAAGUAUCAGUACGGAUCAGUGGCAAGAUGUGAAUUUAUUGGUUGGAGAAAAUCCAAAUCGUGGCUCUGCCGACAGUUUAGCGCAGAUAUCACAGCUGAUCUCGUGGUUUUCUAGUUCUGGUUGCAUAGACUGGGUGUUUUUGUUAUGCGUUGUUUCUCGAGAUAUAGUACGAUUACGAACUGAAGUUAAUGCAGACACAGUGCGGAAAACGGGACUGGAUGCGCUAAAGCAAACUCUGAAAGGCUGCAGGGAACUUGUGGACUGGGCUGCACAGAAUUGUCUUGGCUAUGUAUCAAUUCUGCAUGUGUUCAUGGCCUAUCUCGAUAUAGUGGCAGAAGCUGUUGGUUUGCCGAAGCAAGCAGCCACGAAAGAUAAUUCUUCACCUCAUGUUACACCCGCUGUCGUCAAAACACCUUCAUUCAAAUUAGCCUCACCGCCAUCGGGUGGCUCAUUACGAGCCCAUCGUGCCAUAGCUAACAGUGCUAAGCUAAACGAGACUUUCGGACUACCUGGACGACGUGGACGCGAGCGUAGCCGUUCUGUGGAUCGGGCUGAUUAUAUCGUAGGAUCGACGGACCACGAAAAUGAAUCAUGCAUCCGCUCCAGACCUGCGUUUCCCGUUACUCUGGCUUUGACUUGUCCUUCAUCAUGGCUGCAUCGCUUUGCAGCACCGCAUCCUCCUUACCGCGGAUGGAAAGUGAGCUUCUCCAUCCGUGUUUACACAAAUAUCGGAGAACGCUUGGUCAGAACACGAUGGUGCAACCUUAAUACUGGGAUGAGCUUGAACAAUGGUUGUGGAAGGCGCUUUAUUUGCUAUAUGUUGGAGAGUUGGUACUAA